AUGCCAAAGCCGGGUCUGACUCCGGAUGGCGGAUCGAAAGAGCCUUGGGACUUGGAGCCGGCGUUUGGAGAGCCGGAGACCGCAAAGGCGCUCGGAAGGACGUCAGACGGAUCCCUCGGGCAGUUUGAACUCGGUUCUGGAGGACACCUUCCGGACGCCCUUGAAGUCUUCAAGGAGAAGUUCAAAGACUUGACUGGGCAAGAUCAGCCUGUAACGUCCAAGUACACCGACAUCGAAAUCGGAUUGUAUAGCCUUCUUGACGGGUGGAACAACCCCGUGAGCAAGCCUUCACAAGUCAAAGCCAACCAUCACAAGAUGAUAUACCCACAGCCAACCUCGCCCACUCCCUCCGACCUCUCCAAGCCACGCACAUCCUCACACCUCCACAGCGACCAUCUACCCGACCGAGCGGAGACCACGGGCUCCUCUUUCGCAAGAGCACCAGAGCCUCUUUUUCCAACCUGCCCGUCCGCCUCGACCGGAAUCCCCGCGCCUCCCACCGAGUGA
Molecule: messenger RNA, 507 nt
Organism: Letharia columbiana
Lineage: Eukaryota; Fungi; Ascomycota; Lecanoromycetes; Lecanorales; Parmeliaceae
Exons: 2
Coding region: 1-507 (168 amino acids)
Source: RefSeq, a predicted model, not a curated record